This is a messenger RNA of Hyalella azteca, 1991 nucleotides long. RefSeq names its product DET1 homolog (gene abo). Gene Ontology annotation, biological process: protein ubiquitination; positive regulation of proteasomal ubiquitin-dependent protein catabolic process. Gene Ontology annotation, cellular component: nucleus; cullin-RING ubiquitin ligase complex. NCBI's taxonomy places the organism in Eukaryota, Metazoa, Arthropoda, Malacostraca, Amphipoda, Hyalellidae. The record is from RefSeq and is a predicted model, not a curated record. Gene Ontology annotation, molecular function: ubiquitin protein ligase binding; ubiquitin-like ligase-substrate adaptor activity. The annotation marks the transcript as partial. The transcript is spliced from 10 exons.
GUACCUUAUUGCAUUUUCAGCUGACCAAACAUGCGUUGAGAUUUACAACUACAGAGGAGCCUUGGCUGCAAAUGAGCUACUCUCCAACUGCCCCAUACCUGUGGGAGACACCGUGCUGCACAGCGAUGUACCGCUCGUGGCCCACGUGCUUAACAGAAUUUUUGAUUGCUUCUUCCGCCUACGAUCGUCCGUCCACGUGGCCGGGAGUCUCGAACAGCUUAAUAGAGAGUGCAGCGUCUUCAGCACCGACUGCAGGUUCCUCAUUGUGGGUUGUUCAAGCACCCGUGAUCCCUCCGGCAACAGUCGUCUCGCCGACGCCUACCGGUACAAUGAGAGCCUCACACCCAACCCUAGAGCCCCCCUAGAUGACUACUCUAUUUACGUGAUAAACCUCGAGCUUGGGAUCGUGAUGGACAGCAUUUCGUUCAAGAACGACAAGCUCUUCUUGUCUCACAACCAAUGCAUGAGUCUGUACAAGCAGACGCUCGUCAUCCUGUCUACACAACACCAGACCCUACACCGCUACCACUUGGGCACGGAUGGCAAACUUACUCUCAUACAAAAUAUCGGACGCACAUGUUUUGCUGAUGACGACGUUCUCUUAAACUCGUGCGUUGCACACGACUGCGCUCACUUGUCAAACAUGACUCAACCCAUCAGAACUGCGGAAGAAAACUUAGAAUUAAACAAUUUCGAAGGCAAUAAUUUUGAUAUGGAUCAAGAUGAUAGAGAAAACGCAGCAAGUGCUGAAGAACAAGCCUCAACUCUCUUCAAUCUCUUGUCAUCGUUUGACUCCAGUUAUGUUUCCACCAGCCAAGCUAACUCAAAUAUCCCAGCCAGUUCUGCUGCCACGUCUCGCCCGUCUUCGUCUGACGGUUCAGUCCAAGGACCUUCGUCUUCCUCGUCGGCUUCCUCAUCGUUCUCGCAAGCUUCAUCUUUAUUUUCAACGCCUCCCUGGCCUGGCGGGACAUCUCUUUUUCCACUUCUAACUCCUCAACGGAGUGCGGGAGGCCCGCCUGUAUUUGGACCUCCUCCCACCAGCGGGGCCGGGACGUCUCGGAGCGCCGCCCCCCAACACGACCACAAGGAAGGACCUUACAUUAUAUACUCUCUUAAACAUCGGCUGCUCACGUUCCUACACCGCGUGGCUGAGACGCAGUGCCGGCAGCGGGGCUCUAACGAGCCCAUGAGGCUUUUUUGUGCCUCUUUUGACAACUUCUUGAACCUGCGCAUGGUGAAGAUGCAGCUGCUGGAUGAAGAACAUCUCUUCAUUAAAUACGGAUCUGAAGACCUGGCCACUCAACGCACGUCAGAGCCGGGAGUGAAGCCUUUCUACUUCGCCCUCUACAACAUGAACACAACCGAGAUAAUCGGAGUUUACGAAGGCAGCAGCAAGCAGAUGAUGAGCAUCUACGAGCGCUACACGGACUUCUUCAGGAACCCGCGGCUGCCAUGUGAGCCCAACAGCGCCUGCUCUCCCGCCAACAACAUCCAUUCCAGGUUGAUGCUGGAGCGACAGAAGGCGACAUGGACGAGCAUCAGGUCAGGCAGCGCACGUGAAGCCUACAAGCGGAUCCUGGUGCAGCUGCCGGUGCCGUGUCAGAACCACAGCUGCAGCCCGUACCUCGACCUCUCGCUCUUCAACUACCUCGAUAAAUGCGUCUCUGUUAUUGAAAGACCCAAGGCAACCACUGACCAGCCCAUCAGAUUUUACGGACGCAAGUCAGGGCUGCUGAAGUUCACGCUUGACGUGGGCACGCGAUCAGGCAUCGGUGCGCACUCGAGCGUCCCACCGCGGCGUCUCGUGGCCUUCUACUUUCAUCCCACCGACCCCUUCGCAGUGUCCGUGCAGAAAUACCAUGACGAUUAUGUUGUUAACUUCCACGUGCGUCAUCAUCCCACAUGAUCUGCUUCAGGACUGCCAAUACUAUGAUGACUAUGUUGUUAAUUUCCACGAGUGGCGUCAUCCUACAUGAUCUGCCUCAUGACUG